This is a messenger RNA of Helianthus annuus (common sunflower), 1806 nucleotides long. Its product is annotated as pentatricopeptide repeat-containing protein At1g77360, mitochondrial. The coding region runs from base 85 to 1605 and encodes 506 amino acids. Gene Ontology annotation, molecular function: protein binding. NCBI's taxonomy places the organism in Eukaryota, Viridiplantae, Streptophyta, Magnoliopsida, Asterales, Asteraceae. The record is from RefSeq and is a predicted model, not a curated record. The transcript is spliced from 2 exons.
AACAUGUAUUCUUUCCCCAUUUCUCUGUUUUUCUAGGGUUUCAAACAACCAACAACAAACCCUUAAAUCUCCACCGGAAAAUUCAUGGCGAGCAACAGAAAACGAAACCGUCGUGAUCAAGAUCGCCGGAGCAACCAAGAUCGCGACCAUUCAAGAUCUCCGGACCCAGAUCACAAUCGGGUCAACCACCAAUCCCCAAAAGGUAAACAACCAGUUUUCGCUUCAUACAUUGACACCCCUAAUUUACCCCCUAAAGUCAAAAUCCUAUGUGAAAUCAUUGCAAACACACCAUCUUUAGAACUAGAUAGAUCUUUAGACGAUACUGCAAUAAGGGUCUCUACAGAAGACGUUGAAGAUGUUUUGAAACUAUCUUACGCAUACCCGGCUGCUGCCGUUAAGUUUUUUCGGUGGGCGGGGUAUCAAUUAGACGAUAGACAUAGCCCGUACGCUUGGAAUUUGAUAAUUGAUAUGUUGGGAAAACAUCGUUUGUUUGAUGCAAUGUGGGAUGCGAUUAAAUCGAUGAAACAGGAAGGGAUGCUUUCUUUAGCUACGUUUGCGUCGGUUUUCGGUAGUUAUGUGAUGGCGGAUAAGGUGAAGGACGCGUUGGCAGCGUUUGGAGUGAUGGAACAGUACGGUUGUGUUGCGGAUGUUGUGGCGUUGAACUCGCUGUUUAGCGCGAUUUGUAGAGAUGGGAAGACGGUAGAUGCUAGAGAUUUUUUGAACUCUGUGAGGACGAAGAUUAAGCCGGAUGCGGAUACGUAUGCGAUUUUGUUGGAGGGUUGGGAGAAAGAACAAGAUGCGGUUAACGCUAGGGAAACGUUCGAUGAAAUGGUGUUUCAAACUGGAUGGGAUCCGAACAAUUUUUCUGCGUAUGAUUCGUUUUUGAAUGCGUUGCUUAAUGGGUCGGGUGGGCUGAAGGAGGCUAUGAAGUUUUUCGUAAUCUUGAAGGGUAAAAAGUGUUAUCCGGGGAUUAGGUUUUUUAAAGCUGCGUUGAAAGAGUGUGCGAUGAUUGGCGAUGUAAAGGCGGGUAAACUGCUGUGGGAUUAUAUGAGUGUGCAAAACGAUUGUAAACCUGACGUUGAAUUGUAUAAUUCGAUUAUCUAUUUGUAUACGCUUGAUCAGGAUGUCGAUCUGGCUACAAGAACGUUAGACGAGAUGGUUUUUAAGGGGGUGUUUCCGGAUUCUGAAAGUUAUAAUAUUUUAUUUCAGUUCUUGAUAAAGAUCAGGAAUUUUAGAGAAGCUCAACAGAUAUUUACCGAGAUGGUUAAAAACGAGUUUGUGCCGACGCAUGCCAGUUGUUGUUUGGCGGUUGGGGUGUUUAUAGAGGCCGGGGUUCCGUAUACCGCUAUUAAAGUUUGGAAAUGUUUGAUUGAGAAUUACGAUUAUGACCUUGAGGAAGCGGGGAAUGUUUUGGUUGGUGGGUUACGUGAUCUAAACCGUGUUCCUGAAGCAGUGAAGUAUGCGGACGAUAUGUUGGAUCGGGGUAUCAAAUUGGCGUCUACCACUUUGGCGAGAUUGAGGCAGGGUCUUGCGAAAGCUGGAAAGGGCUCUGUUUACGAUGAGCUUUUGAAGAAAUGGAAGCUUCAAGAAGUUAGUUGCUCAUGAGCUUUUUACAUGUGAUUGUUUCUAUAUCAAUAUAAAUUGUAAGUUUUGUAUGGAAAAACACCGGUCUUGUUGGAAUGAAAACAGUGUUCUUUUCGUUUAUUACAAGAAUAGCGGUUAUAUAGUUUGAUAACCAAGUACAGAUGUAUAUGUUGUGGCGGAACUAUUUCGAUCUUCAAUGUCUAUUGACUGGAUUUAUAGUUU